This is a messenger RNA of Perognathus longimembris pacificus (Pacific pocket mouse), 520 nucleotides long. It is a transcript of the gene Pde6h, whose product is annotated as phosphodiesterase 6H. Gene Ontology annotation, molecular function: cGMP binding; 3',5'-cyclic-nucleotide phosphodiesterase activity. Gene Ontology annotation, biological process: visual perception; positive regulation of epidermal growth factor receptor signaling pathway; positive regulation of G protein-coupled receptor signaling pathway. NCBI's taxonomy places the organism in Eukaryota, Metazoa, Chordata, Mammalia, Rodentia, Heteromyidae. Gene Ontology annotation, cellular component: photoreceptor outer segment membrane. The transcript has 3 exons. Bases 79 to 330 code for a protein of 83 amino acids. The record is from RefSeq and is a predicted model, not a curated record.
GGGAAUCUAGAAGGUUCUUCCCUUUUCUUCUUCCCUCACAGGGGCUCGGCGAACAGCAGCCGGCCGGACACCUUCAGAAUGAGCGAGAACACGACGCUGACCCCUCCGGCACCCAGCCAGGGCCCCACGACCCCGCGCAAGGGGCCCCCCAAAUUCAAGCAGAGGCAGACCCGCCAAUUCAAGAGCAAGCCCCCUAAGAAAGGGGUCAAAGGAUUUGGAGAUGACAUCCCUGGAAUGGAGGGGCUGGGCACAGACAUCACCGUGAUUUGUCCCUGGGAAGCCUUUAGCCACCUGGAGUUGCACGAGCUUGCUCAGUUUGGCAUCAUUUAAAGCCCUAGGGCUGCUGCGACCUUCCAGCACUUUCUGUCCCAGCACCUGCCAGAUGUUGGAAAUCCACGGCCUGAAGGCAUGUCCUUUGUCCGAUGGGGUCCUUGUCUGUCCCUCCCUAGCGAGAACUCCUUUAGUGUCAGAAUCUGUCUCUCAGUAUAGCCCGGCUUGGCUAUACUGGGACAUCAAACCA